This is a messenger RNA of Gopherus evgoodei (Goodes thornscrub tortoise), 4565 nucleotides long. RefSeq names its product transmembrane protein with metallophosphoesterase domain (gene TMPPE). Bases 182 to 1501 code for a protein of 439 amino acids. The record is from RefSeq and is a predicted model, not a curated record. NCBI's taxonomy places the organism in Eukaryota, Metazoa, Chordata, Testudines, Testudinidae. Gene Ontology annotation, molecular function: hydrolase activity. The transcript has 2 exons.
GUUUUGCAGCCCCUGCCGGCCAUGCUUCGCUUUCUGCUCCGAGCGGCCGGGCUGGUAGCGCUGCUUCCCGUGGGGCUUGGCGCAGCUGCCAAGCUGACCAAGAAGUCCCUUCACAACCACAUUCUAACCUACUGGAAACUCAUAUAGGACAGGAAGGUGCAGGGACUGUCAGUCGGUAAAGAUGAUCUCCUUCAAGCAACUGCCGCUUGAAGCAAAGGCUGCAGUGGCUGCUGGAGUUGUCUUCUUCUCCAUGAUGAUAUCCCGGACCUUACUGGCAGAGCAACUUGCAUUUGGUACACAGAGGUGGCUGCGGAGAUUACAGAUGGCACUGUUUGUUAAUGUGCUGAUGCUCAUAGGUUCUCUUUACAUCUGGAGAUGUAUAGUGACCACAUUCUACAGGCUUUCAGCUGCUAACUCCUAUUGUUUCAUGCCAUGGAAAAUAGCUGUGUUAAUAUUUCUAGGUUUGGCACACUCUAGCUUUUUUACAUUGCUGUUUCUUGUUGCAGAAGAGCCCUAUUUCUUUUCCUUAGCUUCUUACACAUGUCUAGGAGCCUAUAUAAUCCUUAUUUUCUUUCUCUUCACUCUGGGCUCUGUAGAGCAAGUUUAUAAACUCUUAGUCAGCAGAGAUGCUAAGACAAGUGGUAUCAAUAAGAGUAGUAAAACUGUCAUGAAACCUGUUUUGGUUGUUAUGGUGACAGUUGCACUGACUGCCCUUGGGUUGUUGAAUGCCUCCCAGCCUCCUGCAGUGACCUCAGUGGUGAUUCCUGUUCACAAACUGCCUUUAUCCAUGGACGGCCUGAAGGUGGUGUUGCUAUCAGAUAUUCAUCUGGGACCCACUGUAGGGAAGACUAAACUUGCAAUGGUUGUGCAGAUGGUCAGAGCUUUAAAACCAGAUAUCACUGUGAUUGUAGGUGAUCUGUCAGAUUCUGAAGUGAUGGCCAUCCGACCUGCUGUCGAACCUCUUAGUGAGCUUAAUUCCCCAUUGGGAAAUUAUUUUGUCACUGGAAACCAUGAAUAUUAUACUUCUGAUGUCAACAACUGGUUUGAAUUACUGAAGUCCUUUAACAUUCAUCCACUCCACAAUGAGAAUGUGAAGAUCUCUUCUCCAAGGAGCAACAAUGAUUGGUUCUGUCUGGCUGGGGUUGAUGAUAUUGAGGCUCAGGUGUUGCGCUAUUCUGGGCAUGGCAUGGAUUUAAAAAAAGCCCUAGUCGACUGCAGUGCUGAUCAUGCCAUAGUACUUCUGGCUCAUCAGCCACUGGCUGCAAAAUGGGCUCUCCAAGAUCGGCCAGACAUAAAUUUGAUCCUUUCUGGCCACACUCAUGGUGGGCAAAUAUUCCCUCUGAAUGCUGGUGCCUAUUUGCUGAAUCCCUUCUUUGUUGGCUUGUAUAAAGUUGGGCAGAGCACUUUUGUAUAUGUCAGCCCAGGGACUAUGUAUUAUGGAAUUCCAAUGAGGCUGGGCAGCAGAGCUGAAAUAACAGAGAUCAUCCUGCGCUCUCCCUGAAUGGUCUGCCAACUUACAAAUUCUGUGUCUUCUAUCAGCCAGUAGAAGUGAUGGUUUGACUCACAAGCCCCCAAGCCAAGUCCAUCCCUGAUAUAACUCUGGGGAAGUCAGUGAAGUUAGAACAGUGAUGGACUUGGUUCUGUAAGUCUGCUGCUGCUUUUUGUUCAGAAAGCACUAUUUCUUCUGCCACAUAGGUAAGCUUAUCAAACACCCAUUGCAGAUAAGUGGAAAUGAUGAACUCAUCUGAUUGAUUUAUUAUUUGUGCUAUUGAUAUGUUGCAUUUUAACGAUAUCACCGUGAGAUCAGUGUUUGGUUUCAAGUGUGCUUACUGUGUAUAUUUAAUAUCUGUAAUCUGUCAUUAAUUCAUAUUCCAUUUUUCACUUGUUUGUUGGCAUCUGAUGGAGUGCCGCCUAACUCAUGAGGAUGUGCAGUUCACUCACUGAGAAGCGUGGUGAAACUAUGGAUGCAAAUUUUGCAAAGUACUCUACAAAGUCUUCUUUGAGGUCUAUCGAGUCAUCCUACUAUGGGAAGUGAAUGGGGUAUUUGCAUGUGAUAGCAGGAAUUCUGUUUAAUUUUUUUAUAGGGGGGCCUUUAUCUCAGUUGGGUACUGUGGGUGCUUCUGCAGAAUGACCAGUAAAGUAAGAUGCCCGUGCUGGGGUUGCCAAUUAUGGUUGGACAUAUUCUUGGAGGUUUUCUCACAUGACAUAAACUUUAAUUAAAGAUUAGUUUUUAAUUUCUGGAGACUCCAGGACAAUCCUGGAGGGUUGGCAACGUGCAGCCCUAUGCAUCUGUUUGUUUAAAAUCUACAUAAAAAUCAAAAUCAUAAGAAUUGGAGAGACUUUUAUAGUGGGGAAGGGUGGAAAUAGCUUCUUUGUUUUGCCUAAAUGUAACCAGUCAUCCAGUGAGUAUCUAAUAACGAUAUUAUAAAAGGACCACUGUUAACUUAAAACUCCCACUUCAGUGUGAGCAUUCAGCACUUUACUGUUGGUAUGAGCAACACUUACGCUAUGUCUACGCUAGCCCUUUUGUUGGUAAAACUUUUGUUGUCCGGGGGUGUAGAAAAAAAUACCCCCAACGAACAUAAGUUUCAUUGACAAGCGCUGGUGUGGACAGCGCUAUGGUGGCGGUAGGUGCUCUCCUGCAGACGUAGCUAGCACUGCUUGUUAGGGGUGGUUUAAUUAAGCUGAUGGGAGAGCUCUCUCCCGUCGGCACAGAGCGGCUACACAAGAGACCUUACAGUGGCACAGCUGCAGCAGUACAGCUGUGCGCUGUAAGGUCUCUAGUGUAGAUAUAGCCUUAAAAUCUACACUUGAAAAAAUUGGAGUGCAAAAACUUUUUUUCCCAGUUGUAUUAUUUGGGUCAGGUUAGUUGGUUGCUUUCCUCCUUUCUGUUUUGUGUAGGUUUUUGUUGUUUUUUUUUAACCCAGCAACUGGGAAGAGAGAGAAUUUUAAAAACAAAGCAGCUGUGACUCAAAGGAAAGGUAUUUAGAUUGUAAAUCAAUAUUUGCCCAUGACCAGAACUAGAUUAGAUAGCAAGUACAGCAGAACCUCCGAGUUAUGAAAACCUCAGGAGUUGUUCAAACUCUGAAAUGUUCUUAACUGUGAACAAAACAUUAUGGUGGUUCUUUCAAAAUUUUACAGCUGAACAUUAACUUAAAACAACUUUUAAUACUAUGCAGAAGAAGAAUGCUACUUUUAACAUGUUUUAUAUGAAACAAGCACAGAAACCGUUUCCUUACCUAGUCAAAUCUUUUUUUAAACUUUCCUUUUAUUUAUUUUUUUUAGUAGUUUACAUUUAACACAGUACGUAUGGUAUUUGCUUUUUAUGUCUGGUCUCUGCUGCUGCCUGCUUGUGUACUUCCGGUUCCAAAAUGAGGUGUGUGAUUGACUGGCCAGUUCAUAACUUUGGUGUUUAUAACUCUGAGGUUCUACUGUAACUUCUGUUUGUGUAUAGAAUUCCUAGUGCCCUGACCUCUAAUUGUUCUGCUUUGAAAAAAGAUGGCUGCCUUUUUGUGCAUCUCUUUAAAGAGCACUGUCUAGCGUUCGAAUCCGUGCUUCAGUCUGGUGUGUUUCUUAGUGCAAUUUAAUAUAGCUAAAUUAAUAAUUGUUUGGUUUUUAAUAUAAAUAAAACCAGGUUUUUUUGGUUCUCCCACAUUGUUCUAGGACAUAAGAAUCAAAAAUUGAAGUGGAAUUAAUUUGUACUUACUGUCCAAGCUGACUGAAGUGCAAAAAUAAGACUUUUUUUCACUCUUUCCCUAGGUGUACUAAUCUGAGAUGCUAUUAGUAAUUAUAGCCAAGGGAUUUUUAAUGGCUUAAUCUGACGGUGUCCCUUUAACUCUCUAACCGCAUACAGGAUUCUCUCUCCUCAUAUAAGCACUGUCUAGAUGUUUCUCUACUCUGUUCCCACCCACCAAAACUGUGCACCCUCUCGUUCUUGACAGUUGGCUCUGGGCAGAUCAACAUCUUUAUUAAAUCUUCCUGUGCCUCUGUCUAACUCAGAUGGCCUCCGUUAUUGGAGUAUCUGAAACACCUCACAAUCUUCCUCACAUCAACCCUGUGAGAGUAGAGAAGUUCUAGCAGAUGAGGAACAGAGACAGAGGAAACUUGUGGCAGAGAUGGGGAAUUGAAUCCAAGUCCCGAGCUAACCCCCUAACCACUGAACCACUUCUCCCCAGUUUCCCAGUGUCUAAAACAGUGAUAAUACACUGCACCUUCACAAAAUGCUUUGUAUUUAUGGAGUAGCUGUCAUCUGAGGAUCCCAAAACGUAACUUGACCCCUAUAGAUAUCAUUCAAUUUUUGUGUGUAUGCCUUAUGUUUCUCUGACUGCUCUUUCCCUGGCUGACUUAGUGUAGCUGGUACCUGACCAGCAUGAAUUGUGUAGAUAGCCCCCAGUGAUGGGUCAGUGAAAGCCCUGAGUUAAAAUCCAUGUCUCCCACUCGGUAGUGCAAAGCAUUCUCUCUUGGCCGCGUUUUUUCUAAUCAUUAAAUUAUUUAUGAGGAUUGUUGCUAUUGUUAUACCAAUAUAAUAAAAAACAACAGGAUCUUAUUAAGAGGGAUGAGGCAAA